CUGUGUGGUGGAGACAGGCGUAGUGGGCAGUGAGAGGGUCUAAUCUUGGCAGCGGCUGUCUCGUCUCCUGUGUCAGCACAGCGUGUGUAAUAACACUCGUGUCUCCAGAGCUGGUGGGAAACACUUCGCUCUUCAGACUGAAACGGCGGCUUUCACAGAAACGAAGGCGAAAAGACGAAGAGCUUAGGCUGAGAAAAAGGGGUGUGAAGCGCAUUGUGAUGGGAGAGGGAGAGUGGUCGAGGUUACCUCAUUAGGGCUGAGACAGCGACUCCGCUCUGGAUGUUCUACACUGACAGCAGGCAGGAACAUGGAUUUGUUCAGGGUUGGACUACAGUUGCUGUUUCUGCUCUACUCUGUGUCGAGCUUUUCACCCAAUAACCUGGACGACGUUCUGCCUCUUCCUACAGCCUUGGGUCCAGUGGAUGCACUCAAAAGAUUUGACCCAUGCUGCUUACUGACUCCACCUCCGCCUCCAUUGUUCCCUCCGCCUCCCAGUGUCUGGAGACGAGGCCAUGUGUUCCCUGAAUCUGUGGAGAUUGAAAGAGAAAAAGGAAGAGAUGAAGAUAAGGUGAUAGAACACUGUCUACCAGGACCUCCAGGACCACAUGGCCCUACUGGACCACAGGGACCCAGUGGUAUUCCAGGAAUACAGGGACCCAAGGGAGAUAAGGGUGAUAUAGGUCGUCCAGGGUCAAAGGGUCGUACUGGUCGGCCUGGUCUUCCUGGGAGGUCGGGUGCUGCAGGAUUUCCGGGGCCAGAGGGACCCAAGGGGGAGAAGGGAGAUCCUGGACUGAUGGGAAUGCCUGGGAUGAGAGGACCAACAGGACCCAAGGGCCUGCCGGGAUACAAGGGAGAAAAGGGAUCGCAGGGGGAACAUGGAAUUCCAGGUCCAAAGGGAGACAGGGGAUCGAAUGGUGUAGCUGGGAUGCUGGGACAGAAGGGUGAAAUAGGUCCAAAGGGAGAACCCGGUGUGUCUGGGAAGCGCGGCCCUACAGGACGUCCUGGCAAAAGAGGCAAACAGCAGGGUUCUAAAGGAGAGACUGGUGCAGCAGGACCGAUGGGGCCACCUGGCCCACCAGGACCUAACGGACACCCAGGACCCCCAGGAGUUCCUGCCUCAGGGCUAUAUCUGGUGGGAGAGAAAGGUGAGAAGGGGAUGCCAGGUCCUCCUGGAGAGUGUGACUGCACUUCCUUCAACACAAAUGGCCCUGGUAGUGCAUCGUUGCAGCGCCGUGGCAAAUAUGAAAAAGUCUCAGCGAUAUUUGUGGUAAACAGUGAAAAGGAGCUGAAUAAUCUGCACACAGACAAUGCGAUUGCCUUCCUCAAAGAUCAGAAAUCUCUCUACUUUAAAGACAUAGACGGAUGGCAGCCCAUUCAGCUGCUCCCAUUCCAGUCGACAGAGAGGGCGAAGGGAGGAGCGUGGUUGUGUGGGGAUGGAGAAGUGCAGCCACUGAACGGAGAGGAAUGUGAUGAUGGAAACAAGGUGGUCACAGAUGACUGUGUUGGUUGUAAGAAGGCUUACUGUGGAGAUGGAUAUCGUCAUGAUGGGGUUGAGGAGUGUGAUGGGAAGGACUUUGGCUAUCAGACCUGCAAGACCUACCUACCAGGGACGUUUGGGCAGCUCAGAUGUACCGAUUCCUGCUUUAUCGACUCGACUGGCUGCAAGUACUUCACUUGAGCUCCUCACAAACACGUACAGCUGUACGAGAAUACACUGGACUACAAAAACAGAUUGCUCCAGUACUCUUUGGAAAUGUUCUCAGACUGUCUGAUACUGUGGCCCAUGUUUACUUUUCUUUAAUCUCACGUAUCUACUGAGCUGGAUCACAUAAGUCCCAAUAACUUUUCAAGUCUUGAAUUGGCAGCUGCCGGUGGUCAUAGAAUUUGGAUGCCUUAGCACUGUUAUGAACAUGAUUAUGUUCAUGUGAUUAUGACUGUAGUGAAUGUAAAAUAUUUUAUAUAUGCGUUUGUAUUUAUUAUUUAUUAUUACUUUACUGUUACUUUUGCAUGCAUGAGUUUGUGUUUCUGCAUGCAACAGAUUGCCUUUGUUGUUUUAGCAGAGAUACUGAGGUACUAAGAGUGUCAUGAAAUCAGCAUUAAUUGAGAAACGAGAUCACUGAAGAUCAAUGACAAAUCACAGUGCUGCAUGGAACCCAAAGUAAAAUAUGUGUAAAUAUACAAUCUUUAAAUAUAAACAAUAGUAAAAGAUUAAAGCAUGUUUAGUCCAUUUGCAUGCAUUUCUAUGGCUGGUGACUCUGCUGGUGUAUGUAUUUUGAAUUGUGUCCAUUAAAUGAGCCGGAAUGGUCAGUCUUAA
Colossoma macropomum (tambaqui) is the source of this 2314-nucleotide messenger RNA. Its product is annotated as acetylcholinesterase collagenic tail peptide. The transcript has 17 exons. Bases 308 to 1678 code for a protein of 456 amino acids. Gene Ontology annotation, molecular function: heparin binding. Lineage: Eukaryota; Metazoa; Chordata; Actinopteri; Characiformes; Serrasalmidae. The record is from RefSeq and is a predicted model, not a curated record.